This is a messenger RNA of Zalophus californianus (California sea lion), 1038 nucleotides long. RefSeq names its product ybeY metalloendoribonuclease (gene YBEY). Gene Ontology annotation, biological process: rRNA processing. The record is from RefSeq and is a predicted model, not a curated record. Gene Ontology annotation, molecular function: metalloendopeptidase activity. The transcript has 5 exons. Bases 341 to 835 code for a protein of 164 amino acids. NCBI's taxonomy places the organism in Eukaryota, Metazoa, Chordata, Mammalia, Carnivora, Otariidae.
CCGGGGGCCGCGCACCCCGCCGAGACCCGCCCGCGGCCCAGGCCCGCGCCAGUGACGACACCUGCGCGGCGGCGGGGCAGGGGACGGCGCGGGGGAAGGAAGCGGCCUCCGCCCAGGCCGGGCCCUGCGCCGCGCUCACCGUCCGGCUCAGGGACUCGGGGGCCCGCCGCCCGCCGCCGCCCGCCGCCGCCCCGGGGCCCCGUCGGCGCUCGGCUGGAGACGUCGCGGCACAGACAGCCGCGCGGGAGCCGACCCUUCGCUGAGCGCCGCGGGCAGAAAACGCAGCGGACCCACUUCCGGCUCGUUUCCACGUUUCAAAGCGCCGCGUCGCUCUUCUGCGAUGAGUCUGGUGCUCAGAAAUCUGCAGCGCGCUGUGCCCGUCAGGAGGGGGCGCCUUCGCAAGAGGAUGGAGAUCGUGAGGCGCGUGCUCGGGGUGCAGAAGUUCGACCUGGGGAUCGUCUGCGUCGACAACAGGAGUAUUCAGCACAUCAACAGCGUCUACAGAGGGAAAAACAUCCCAACUGAUGUGCUUUCCUUUCCAUUUCAUGAGAAUAUAAAAGCGGGGGAACUUCCCCAGCCUGAUUUUCAAGAUGACUACAAUUUGGGGGACAUCUUCCUAGGCGUGGAGUGUAUCUUCCAGCAGUGCGAAGGGGACGAGGACUACUAUGACGUCCUUACUGUGACUGCCACCCAUGGGCUCUGUCACCUGCUGGGCUUCACACACAGCACAGAGGCUGAGUGGCAGAAGAUGUACCAGAAGGAGAAGCAGGUUCUCGAGGAGCUGAGCCGGCACACCGGAACCAGGCUCCAGCCUCUGAGCAGAGGCCUCUUCUGAUGAUACUGGAGGCCCAGCAGCCGGGUGGCACCCAAGGAAUUCUCCAGAGCACAGAGACACCAUGUGAACGGCAGAUGGACCUUCCCUUUCAGGCCCUGAGGACCAGGGACUCCACCAAACUGAGGGCCUGCUGGUCACUGCUGCCCUGUGGGGCCACAGGAGUGACACACACUCGGGGGCAAAAUUACACAAGUGGAACCUGA